This is a messenger RNA of Aspergillus candidus, 2016 nucleotides long. RefSeq lists its product as uncharacterized. Gene Ontology annotation, biological process: proteasome-mediated ubiquitin-dependent protein catabolic process. Gene Ontology annotation, cellular component: nucleus. The record is from RefSeq and is a predicted model, not a curated record. Bases 126 to 1499 code for a protein of 457 amino acids. The transcript has 4 exons. Gene Ontology annotation, molecular function: ubiquitin protein ligase activity; metal ion binding. Lineage: Eukaryota; Fungi; Ascomycota; Eurotiomycetes; Eurotiales; Aspergillaceae.
GACUCAUCUCGUUCACCACAGUAUAAGACAAGACUUCUACUAUCGUAUCUUGCUUGGAACUACCGGCUUUCACUCUUCUACGUAUUCGAUAUCGCCCUCUGAAUCCAUCCAAUCAUUCUGCGCAAAUGUCGAGGCCCGCCGCUGGCGCGAAUGGCGCCACCGCUGGAAAGGCUGCCGUUGGGCCGGAGCAUGACGCCUCGGGACUCUCUCAGACUUUACAGGGCCAUAUCGACGAUAUCCGAUCCCUUAUACAGUGUGGCAUCUGUAUCCGACCACUCUACGAACCCUUCACCCUUGCCUGUGGGCAUACAUUCUGUUACAGCUGUUUAACCUCAUGGUUUGGGACCGGGAGGUCUAACAAAACAUGCCCCGAUUGCCGGUCUCCCGUGAAAUCGCAGCCGGCACCUGCUUACUUGGUCCGCGCAGUCGUUCAGCUGUUCACGAGCCGACCGGAAUUACUAGAAAAGGGCGAGACCACCGCCGAACACGGCAACAACCAACGAGCAGAAGCAGAUCGAGUGGAGGUGGACAAGAAGAAUGCACAUCCGCGGGAAGGUGGGCUGUUUCGGGGCACAUUUAACAGGGGGAGGCCAUCGGCACAGCCCAUCGUGGAUCUUGAAGACAAUGUCAUGCGAUGUCCUGUCUGUUCGUGGGAACUCGAGGAGGAUUCGGCUUGCGAGCAAUGUGGAUAUCGCCAGAAUGACGACUCUGUGUCGGAUGUGAGCGAUUACCUGAGCGAUUCGGAGCUGAAUUCGGAGAUGACCGACUACAUGGACGACGAACUGGAGGACGGCUUUGGCGAAAUGGAUGAUUUCGCGUGGAACGGGCUGUAUGACGGAAUCCCCGUGGAAGCGUUGUCUUUCGACAUCCCUCACCAGCUGUAUGGCUUACACAGGAGUCAACACCACCCCAUUGUGUCGCAUCGCCCCGCACCCUUUGGAUACAUACCCGAGAACCAUCACCAUCACUGGCCCGGUGAUUCGGCGUCUUCCGCCAUUCAGGACAGCGAAGAUGAUUCGGAUGAGGAUGACACCGACAUGGAUUCGUUCAUUGACGACGACGAACACUUCGACGACUACGGCACCGGGUCGGAUCGGUCGACAGUCGUUGGAGGUCCUGACCGCAGCACGCAAGAUCACCACGAUGACCCCCACAGCGGCACCGAGGGCUCCGUGGCAGAUACAUAUGGCGGCUUGAGUGAAUUAGAAAGCGAAGAGGAUGACGAAGACGAGGAAGAACAACCUAUUCGCCCCGCUACCGGUGCGAUUCGACGUCGGCGAGUACCGACGAUCCAUAUCCCCUCCAGCUCCCCGCGUAGGCCCAGCGCCCACCUCGCGGCUGACUCGUUCUUGGAUUCGAUUCUCCGACAGAACCGUCGGCCUCAACCUUCACAUUCGACCGGAUCGUCUGUUAACGACGCGAUUAGUUUAGAGGACGACUCGGACGAAGGCCCGGUUGGGCCAACGCGGAGGGCGCGGGGCAGGGGCAAUCGCUGCUGAUGCUUCACGUUCAGUUUUCAGUGACAUGAAGUGGACGACCUUUAUUUCUUCUCCAGUUCUAUUAGCGAAUACUACCAAAUCCUUAUGAUAUCCACCCCGACGGCCCAGACUGGCCAAGCACAAGGUCCUCCGUCAUGGCUCACCAUUUUCAAUGGAACCUCUUGAUGUGUCUUACUGCUAUGUCGAUGUUGGCUCAAGGCAGGCAGAGAAUAACCGUUUCCCUUGAUUGAGGAAGGACAACACUGGUGUCACACAAUAUAAUACCCCCUAACCGUCCACGGUGUAAAUUCUGCUUUGCCUUUUUUUUUCAUUGGUCGAGGGUCUUGCCUGUUCCUCGUUUGACCACGGAGCCAUUACUUUUUUUGCUUUAUUGCGAUCACACUGGGAUGCAUGUACUACCAAUCCAGCUAUGGAAUCAGUCGUACCUAGAUUAUCUAUUCCGGGGGGUACCUCUAGCUACUUAGUGAUUUGAGAACCAGUCCAGUCGCCCAUAAUAGCGUCGUGGUGCUGGCCAUCU